Messenger RNA from Solanum dulcamara, 993 nucleotides. RefSeq lists its product as uncharacterized. Bases 263 to 754 code for a protein of 163 amino acids. The transcript has a single exon. The record is from RefSeq and is a predicted model, not a curated record. Lineage: Eukaryota; Viridiplantae; Streptophyta; Magnoliopsida; Solanales; Solanaceae.
GAGUUGUAGUUACCGUUGUUGGUAAUGUAAAAAAUUCUUUAACAAACCAACAGAAAUAUAUACCUUCCUUCAGUGUUUUGAUGUGUUUCUAACCCGACAAGAAAUCACGCGCAUUCUGUAUGGGUUAAAUCAAUUUGACAAACUGGGCAAACUAACGCAUGUGCUACCUCUCUCUCACUGCAUUUAUAUCACACUCAAUUCACCACCAUACAAACAUACUAUCUCAUCUGCUACUCACCAUCUCUUCUUUUUCCAUUCAAAAAUGAGGGAAAAUGUCCAAAAUGUUGCUCUCAAAUUCAUCAUAAUAUUAUUGUUGUCCAUAAUGUCGUCGUUUCAAUCCAACGGCAGAGAGAUUCGUCCGGCGGAGCACGGGUUUACGGCGAAUCAAAACUCAUCAUCUACCACAACAACUACAAACGACGACGUUCCGAAGAUGCUUACGUUCUUCGGCGGCAACAACCGGCAACGGAAUACUCAGCCUCCGGUAGCGCUGCCGAUUGCGGAGAACGUGACGUGGAUCGACGGCGAGAGAGGAGGAAUGUCAGUUCACCACAACAAUAAAGAUCACGUGAGGGAUGUUUUGUUGAUUUCAAGUUUGGUUUGUGGAGCUACCGGCGUCGUUUUACUCGCCGUUUCGGUGUUUGUUUGUGUCGUUUUGAGAUUCCGAAAGGAAAAAGCAGUGCAAAAUGGAAAAGAAACGAUGCCAACAAUAACGUCAGUAGAUAACGUUGCUCUCUCCCAGAAAGAAACGUAACUACCGUGCUUCAACGAGAGAAAAUUGCUCGGAAAGCAAAUAUCCUUCAUGAAUUAUCAAGAGAGCAAAAGAUGUGAGAGCUCGAAAAAAGGGUAAGAGAUAAAACUACAGUGCUUCAUUUACCAAAGGAAUAGUAAGUGUGGUUCAUUUUCAAUGUUUGAAGUACCUUUUUAAUAUUCUUUUUUCUUUUUGUUUUUCUGUAUGUAUAGCUGGAGUAUAUAUUUACCAAUUUUUUCUUU